ACUUUAGUUCGAUAUCACUUAAAAGAAGUCGGUACACAAAACUGCUGGGUAUCGUGUCCAAUCCAGUCAUUUCCAUGUUGGUUUGAGAAUGGGAACCUUCUUGGGAGUUUGUGAGGCCUGGAAAGGGUUCCCGCCCCUCCACCCGGAGAGACCACCUCACUCUGCCCUCCUCACCCUGCCAAGGCCGCGCGGGUCACCCCCUCCCCACCCCUCUCCACAGUGAGGCGCGAGCCCGCGGUCCCUGCCGCCUCCCUCCACGUCCGGGGCCCUUGCUUCCCCUGCGGGCUGCGGUCCGUGUAUAUUUAAAGAACAUGGCCGUCCGGGCUUUUUUUGUCUGACCUUUAACCUGAGCCGUGGAGGCCGGGGCAGCUGGUCUCGGGCACGCGCCAUCGAUCAUUAGGGGCGCGUGUGGCGACCGUUGGCGGGGUUGGCGGUGUGUCUGCGCUGCUUGGUGAGGACGUGGCUGCGUAUCUUCUGCCCGAGGGCUGGCCGCGGGGUGCGGGGUGGGGUCGGCUCAGGCGUCCUGAGAGCCAAGAGGGAGCCGCGGGAUGAACUGGCCGGCGGCCGGGCGGCAGGGGUGGGCGGGUCGGGAGCUGGGGGAGGCGGGGCCGGGGCUCCUGCCCGGUCGCCAGUUCCCCUUGGAGAACUGCGGGCUACCUCCGCCCAUACGGGGAGGGCAGCGCCUGGAGUAUGGGUUUCCCUGCUCUCUGGCCCGUAGCCUGGAUCAAGCACAAGGAAAUCGUGGCAAAUACCCUAUUCGGAGUGGUUUACAAUCUCAUCCACAACAUUCUCUUGUGCAUUUCCAAUGUAUUACAUAAUAGAGACACGGUCGCUUUUAGGGGAAAUGUCUGAAAAAUUGAGAAGAUGCAGAAAGGAGCUGACUGCAGCCAUUGACCGGGCCUUUGAAGGAGUCAGUCAUUCCCAGGAGUGCUCAGGCCGGCCGAGGCUGGAGCUGGACGCAGCGCCAUCUUCCUUCCACCUCCCUGUGCACGGGCUUCUCUGCAGGAGGCACGCGCUUGCAACCUGUUCCCCUGCUGCUCCUUUUGCUCCUGUCCCGUGUGUCUCUGAGAAUGAGAGCCCUGCCUUUGCACCAAACCAUGCCCCAAUGAAUGCAAAGACACAUGCUUUAUGCCCCAAAAGAAAACCUCUGACCAGCAAGGAAAACGUAUUGAUGCAUUCCUCCAUUUUGACACCUGCGAGAGUGUUUUGGAGAGCGCCAGGAGAUGGGGAGAACUGGAGAAAAGAUGGUCUAAGCUGCAGGAAAGAUAUGGAGAAAGAUUUGAAGGUUGACUCAAACAUGCCACUCAGCAGUUCUAGCCAAGAGGUCACAAAGGAUCUGCUUGAUACGAUCGACCAUACAAGCAUCCGAACUAUUGAAGAAUUGGCUGGAAAACUAGAAUUUGAAAACGAGUUGAACCGUGUGUGUGGUCACUGUGAAGAUUCACCCUUCAAGGAGGAAGCCUGGGCUCUACUCUUGGACGAGAGCCCUCAGAAGCCCUCAGAUGCUGACCCUGGCCGCCUCAAGCAGGCUUUUGAUGAUCACAAUAUCAUUGAGACUGUUCUGGACAUGGAAGAGGAUUACAAUUUAAUGACCUCUUUUAAAUACCAAAUUGAGUAAGGACAGUAGACUUUGAUUCUUUGCAGCAGGAGGCUGACGUUAAGGUGUCUGUGCAGAAGCAGUCACAGUUGUCAUCAGGGGCCAUAGUUUUCAAAGAGUUAGCAGAAUCUGAAUUACUACACCCCCCUUUAACUUACAGUUGUGUCCUUUUUUGAGCUGAGAGCCCAGUUUUUUUAUACUGUUGCUUUGAAAUGUUUCUUACUGUAGAUUUUUUUUUUACUUUUCUUCACAUCUUGAAUGCAUUUCUUUGAUUUAUGUUCAAUAUACCCAGUACCCAAGACAGGUGCAGUUUGUGGGUCUCUGCUCUGCCUCUUGGUGUUCUUUUCCGUGGGCCCCUGAAGAAGUACCAGAGCCACAACCAAGGUGGGCUUUGUGUACCCUCUGGGACCAGCCCAUCCCAAGCCAGCUCAGCCCGCACGGAGGAACUAGGAUCAAAAUGGACCUUGGCCCCAGGCCCUCUGCCACCCUUGCAUACUUUGCUUUCCUUAUACACUUAGCACACAGGGCUGCCUGUUCCCUACAUGAGCCCCAUGCCCUCCUCAUGUCCAAACCAACCUCCCUCAAUUCCCCCAUCCCUGCCCCUGCCCGACUCAGAAGCCUCUGCAGAAGCCUCCUGGUUGUGUCAGAGGGGCUCGCAGCAUCCCUGGUCCCCUCCUCACAGGACAUUCCCAUGAGGCCUCCCAUCACCCACCCCGCAUCAGACACCUGGGUCUCAGCUGAGGGGGAAUGGGGAGGGAAGGGUAAGCACAUGUCCUGCCCAUCCACCUUCAUGCCUGAGCUUUAUCCAUCCCACCCCAGGACUGGAGAUGCUGGAGGCCAUAGGUGGUUCCCAGGGCAGUAAUCCUGCUGCAGCAAGAUGGAGAGGGAGUGAAGGAGGGGCCAGGCCACUGCCCUCCUGAGGUCAGCAUGGCAGCAAAAGCUUGGCAGGCCUGGCUCCAGUCCCACCCCUGGAAAGAAAGGACAUCAUCAGAAAAUAUUUGGACAAAUUUUUCAAAAUCAUGAUGUUCUUUUAGAAAACCUAAUAAGCUGUUAGGCAAGGUUCAAUGCCUUCCAGAAACAGUCUCAGGGAAGUGCCUGCCUCCUAGGCUCAUAGGAGAGGACAGGAGUGGGGAGGCUGGCAUGGGGGCUGCUUGUAAGACCCAAAGCCCAAAUGCACCAAAGAGCUGGGGAGGAAGGCCCAGUGGCCGAGGGGCCCCCUUGCCAGGCCAUCUUUUAGGCUAGUGACCUCAGCCUAGGGCAGGCUGCGGAGCUGGUGACACCCCUUCACCACAGGCCUGGCGGUUCCUCUGGGCUUACAGGUGGACACCACAUACCCACUCCUUAGUGGAGCGAGGCUGGGCACUUGCCCACACCCUGAGAAUUAGCCCUGGCCACUUUGGAAUGGGCCUCCCCUGCAGGUGCAGCCACCUCCACUGCCCUGCCUGGGGCAGAGGGUAGGACAAGACUCAGCAGAGGCUCCUCCCAGGCCACCUGACACUCAGUCCCUGCAGGUGGCUGCACCCUCAAUAAGUACUCACAGCGUGGGGAGUUGGGGGCCAAUUUGUUCUGCCUGAGCAGGAAGGACAGGAGCAAAUGAAAAGAAAUGCUCACAGCAUCCUCGGCUGCCCUGUUCAGCUGGAGAAUGGGCUGUCUGGAUGGAGAGAUGUCAGGCUACUUGAUAUCCAAAAAAACAGAUCUCAGAACAGUAUGUUCCAAAUAUGUGUUGAUGUGAGUACUCUCCCAUAGAGGAGGUGGAGCUUAAUCCCCAUCCCCCCAACCCCUAUCCCAUCACCACCCCUUGAGGGUGAGCUAGACUUAGUGACUUGCUUCCAAGGAAUAGAGUAGGGAAAAGGAAAAAUAUAUUUACAUGGAGAAGCCUGGCAGACCCCACUUAACCAAGUGAUGAAGGUGAACAUCACCAUGAUGGUGUGUGGUUGUCAUCCACCCCGAUAGGAGGUGAUGAGAAGGGCGCUCCACCUGUGUGGUGUUCUUACCAAAAACCCACAUCCCCAGUCUAGUUAUGAGACAGAUGUCAGACAAACUCAGAUUAGGGGACAUUCUACAGGAUCCCUGGCCAGUACUCAAGACCGUCAAGGUUGUGAAAAACAAGGAAGGACUCAAAAAUUGUGACAGUCCCGUGGAGACUAAGGAGACACGAUAACUAAACGCAGUGUGGUAUCCUGGAUUGCAUCCUGGAACAGAAAGAGGACAUUAAUGGAAAAACUGAUGAAAUCUAAAUAAAGGCUGGAGUUCAAUUAA
Diceros bicornis minor is the source of this 3856-nucleotide messenger RNA. RefSeq names its product chromosome 2 C3orf62 homolog (gene C2H3orf62). The transcript is spliced from 3 exons. NCBI's taxonomy places the organism in Eukaryota, Metazoa, Chordata, Mammalia, Perissodactyla, Rhinocerotidae. The record is from RefSeq and is a predicted model, not a curated record. Bases 806 to 1618 code for a protein of 270 amino acids.